This is a messenger RNA of Gongylonema pulchrum, 381 nucleotides long. The record is from the annotation of a GenBank genome assembly. Lineage: Eukaryota; Metazoa; Nematoda; Chromadorea; Rhabditida; Gongylonematidae.
AUGCAGAACGGAGCACCAGAUGACUGCUCAGCGGCAAAAGCUAUGCAAAAGAAGGCUAUCAUACUAGGCGGGGACCAACAUACUCCGGUGUUGUUGACAGAAGCACCAGUUGACUCCGGGAAGAGCUGGCUGCUGAAGCAAGUAAUACCGGAAUUACUGCAUUCUCUCCAAAAAGCGGAAAGGAGCUUGGUUGCGCUAGUUGUCACAGCAACUACCAAUGCGGCCCUGAAGCAUCUCAUCGCCGAAAUUCAACCUCAUUUGGUCUCUGGUCACCACAAGCAACUUUGGAUCCUGGCAAGAUCGAGUUAUGAGUUCAGUCCGUUAAAAGACGUCGAAUUUUCUUUUUUGAAAGCGCUGCAAGGAGUAGCAGGAGCUGCAUAG